GCCAUUUCUGAAAUUCCUAGUUUUUGUUUUUUGAAUAGCAAACCCUUGUGCUUUAAAAAUUACCCAACUCCUUUUUUUCUUUUCUUUUGAAUAGCACCAUAAAAUUGCCUUCAAUGCUAUCACAAAUUGAAAAGUAUAAAUUAAAGGGCUGAAAAUACAAUAUACGUGUGUAUUCUGCAGAUGGUAGGGGUGGGUUUUCAGCCUUUGUCAGAGGGAUGGUGAAGGCGAGUUUUUGUCAGCCUGAUCAAGAAAUUAAACUCUUUUAGCCAGUUAAAAGUACAAGAAUCUUCAAAGAGCAAUGGACCUCAAGCCUUUCAAGCUAGACAUAGAUGAGCUUAUAAAUGAUUUUGUGAAGGGCGGAUCAACUACUUUUGCAGAAUUCAAGAGAAUUUGGCUUUCUAAAAAAUUCUCUUAUAUGUUUGAGGCUAGCCCAUCAACCAAUCAGGGUUGCUUUAUGCAGUCAUUAUAUGCACAUUGCAUCGGCUAUAUGAUGCUAACUGGUUCUCUUCCAAAUAGAGUGGGAGGGCUGUAUUGUUUGUACUGCCUUUACGAGACUCAGCCAUUCAAGCCACCUUUCAAAAUUUACUUAUCUCUUGGAGACUUGAAAAGGAUUAAGAAUCUCGUUGUAGACACAAAGAUGAGAGAUAUAAAAGUUGUUUCUAUUUUGGUCAAGAGAAUGCUAGAGAGAAAUGUGUUUCUUUUUGGUUCUGUGGAUGCCAAUGAAGGCUCUGCAACAGAGAGAAUAAAUGAACUCACAGAAAUACAGAAUGCUCGUGUCCAAACAGCAUAUAAGAUGUUAUUUGCAAAAACAAGGCUUGAGCAAUUCAUCCACAUGGACUUGGGAACGGAACUUGAUGUUGAUUUGAUCAAGAAAAAAGCAGCAGAAUAUGCAGUCGCCAAGGAUCUUUCCAUCAGAGAGGCCAGCAAGGACAUAGACGUACAAAAUGUAAAGCACAUAGCAGAAAACAAUAUAUCGAUUGGAGACACAAUGGAGAAGAUUGCUGAAGAUUGGAAUUUUCAGAAAGAAUCAUUCUAUCAGCAAACAGGAUUUGGUCAUCAACCUGCUGCAGAACCUUCACAAAAUAAAGAGACUGAAUUCUUUGAACGGCGAAGUUCUAACCAGAAAAUCAACCAAAAUGAAGUCUUCGAAUAUACUGACAGUCGAGAAGGCAACGAGAAGUUUGAAGGACGGGAACACAAUGAUGACUUUGGUAAUGAACUCGAAAACCUGUUAUCUCAACCUUUUGAAAGUGACAAUGAAGAAACUGAGGAUAAUGAGCACUGGGAUGAAGAUGAGGAUGAGAAGUUAGAAGAAUAGAGAAAAAGGGCUAGGAGCCCGUACUAAUUAAACAAAGAAAAAGAAAACGUACAUCUUAUGUUAUAAUUUUAGGAGUUUUUGUUUUCUCUGAAAAACAAUGUGUAAACCCCACCUCCCACCCCCCCAAACUAGUCAUCCCAGUCGCAGAUUCAUCAGAUCUGGUGGUGGGUCGAGAAUGAGUGGAUUCCUUGAUCGUGGCGUUAGAGCUUGGGGCUGGCAGGGAAUGAGAGUCACGGUCGUGGAAAUCAGGCAAAGAACGAUUGUAACCCGGUAUUUUCCCAAAAAAUAUUGGCACUAUGGUACUUUCUAAAUUCUUGUUUGAAAAUAGUCCAUUCGUAAAAAGAUCCCAGAAAAAAAGAAGGAACUUGAAGGGAUUUUUACAA
Messenger RNA from Olea europaea var. sylvestris, 1701 nucleotides. RefSeq lists its product as uncharacterized. Gene Ontology annotation, molecular function: sequence-specific DNA binding. Gene Ontology annotation, biological process: snRNA transcription by RNA polymerase II; snRNA transcription by RNA polymerase III. NCBI's taxonomy places the organism in Eukaryota, Viridiplantae, Streptophyta, Magnoliopsida, Lamiales, Oleaceae. The transcript is spliced from 7 exons. Bases 299 to 1318 code for a protein of 339 amino acids. Gene Ontology annotation, cellular component: snRNA-activating protein complex. The record is from RefSeq and is a predicted model, not a curated record.